This is a messenger RNA of Colletotrichum destructivum, 2656 nucleotides long. Its product is annotated as Putative Peptidase family M49. Gene Ontology annotation, biological process: proteolysis. The record is from RefSeq and is a predicted model, not a curated record. Gene Ontology annotation, cellular component: cytoplasm. The transcript has 10 exons. NCBI's taxonomy places the organism in Eukaryota, Fungi, Ascomycota, Sordariomycetes, Glomerellales, Glomerellaceae. Gene Ontology annotation, molecular function: dipeptidyl-peptidase activity; metalloexopeptidase activity. Bases 68 to 2377 code for a protein of 769 amino acids.
GUCUGCUCAUCCGCAGCACCUGCCUCAUCAGUGACCAAUUACCAGUGUCGUAUCAUUUCGACUCCUCAUGCGGGUUUCAUCCAUUUCCGCCCUCCAGAGACUGACCUCUUUGCGAGCUGCCUCUCCCUCACUUCACAUUUCUGUCAAGACCGUCAGACUGCGAAACCACUUCCCUUUACCUGCGAAACCCUGCCGGCAGAGAUUUUCUACCAUGAACGCCCAGGAGCUCACCCAUUACCUGGCCGACGCGCCGCCCUCGGUCGUGAGACUGGAGAUCGAGAAGCACUUUGAGCCCCUCACCGACAAGCAGAAGCGCUACGCGCACUUUAUCAGCAAAGCCUCCUUUGCUGGUAGCCGUAUCGUGCUCAGACAGCUGUCCCCGGAGUCGGAGCCCAUCUACGACUUCAUCAUUGCCUUGCAUAAGUCGAGUGGAGGCGACUGGAACAGCCUCGCCAAGAAGGCCGGUGUCGAUGAGACUCAACUGUCAUACUUUCUUGAGUAUGCCGCCCAGUUCUUGGGGAACAAUGGUAACUACAAGAGCUUCGGCGACGCCAAGUUCAUCCCCAGGGCCGAGGAGAAGACCUUUGCUGCUUUCGCUGCCACCUCGCCCAAGGCUGAGCGUUUCUACAAGGCGACAAAUGGCGCCAUCUUCAGCUCCGACAAGCAGGCUCUGAUGCACCUCGGAUACCCUGACAAGGGCCACAUGACUACCUACUACCCCGACUCACCUCACAUCACCCAGAAUGAAAUCGAGGCCGUGUCUGCAUGGAUGGAGAAAAAGCGUCUUCUCCCCGAGAAUACCCGUCUUCGCAAGACCAAGGAGGGCUCCUUUGAGCUUCUUAUUGCGUCUGCCGUCACCAGUGUUCCCACUGAGGGGGGUGAUAUCGGCAAGGAGACCGAGUUCCAGCUCGAAGGCGACCUUCUCAAAGGUAAGACGAUCAAGCUAGUGUACGGCGACUACGCCGAGGAGAUGAAGGCGAUUUCCGAGUAUAUCAAGAAGGCACAGGAGAACAGCAGCAACGAGAUCCAGGCGAAGAUGCACGAGGCCUACGCCAAGUCUUUCUCAUCCGGCUCUCUGCUUGACUUCAAGGACAGUCAGAGAUACUGGAUCAGAGACAAGGGCCCCAUGGUUGAAUCAAACAUUGGUUUCAUCGAGACCUACAGAGACCCCGCUGGUAUCCGUGGGGAGUGGGAGGGCUUUGCUUCAGGCACGUACACUCACCAUCCCUUCUUGGACAGAAUACUGACUACUUGUAGUUUUGAGCGUACACGUGCUUUCGGCGAGCUUGUGUCCUCUGCACCUAAGUUAAUCCCUCUCCUCCCUUGGAGUCAGGAUUUCGAGAAAGACAAGUUUCUUUCGCCCGACUUUACCUCUCUCGAGGUCUUGACCUUUGCCGGCUCGGGCAUUCCUGCUGGCAUCAACAUCCCCAAUUACGAUGACAUUAGACAGACAGAGGGCUUCAAGAAUGUUUCUCUUGGCAACGUCCUAAGCGCCAAGGCUCCCAACGAGAAGAUUCCGUUCAUCUCGGAAGCCGACCUGGAGCUGUACCACAAGUACAGGGACCCUGCAUUUGAGGUCCAGGUUGGCCUCCACGAGCUGACUGGCCACGGCUGUGGAAAGCUGCUCCAGGAGACCUCUCCUGGAACUUUCAACUUCGACGAGAAGAACCCCCCUGUCAGCCCCUUGACUAACAAGCCUGUCACCACGUGGUACAAGCCUGGCCAGACCUGGGGAUCUGUCUUCGGCAGCCUUGCUGCUUCGUACGAAGAGUGCCGUGCUGAGCUUGUGGCUAUGUAUCUUGGUUGUGAGUUCCCCGUUCUCAAGAUCUUUGGCUUCGGCGACGGAACCACGGACAUCAACAACGAGGCCGGCAACGUCCUAUACGCUGCUUAUCUCCAGAUGGCCCGUGCCGGCCUUGUCUCUCUGGAGAUGUGGGAUCCCAAGAGCCAGAAGUGGGGCCAAGCGCACUCCCAGGCUCGCUUCUCUAUCCUGCAGUGUUUCCUUCAAGCUGGUGAUGACUUUUGCAAGUUGGAGUACAAGAACGACGACUUGUCUGACCUUGAGAUCAAGCUGGACCGCUCCAAGAUUUUGACCACUGGUCGCGAUGCUGUGGGCAAGUACCUCCAGAAGCUUCACGUGUACAAAGCCACUGCCGACGUCGAGAACGGCACAGCAUUCUACAAGGAGAUGACCAAUGUCGACAUGGACUUCUGGGGCACCAAGGCCAGGAACGUCGUUCUGAAGAACAAGCAACCCCGCAAGGUCUUCGUUCAGGCCAACACAUUUCUGGAUGAGGCGUCGGGCAAGGUCAGCCUGAAGCACUACGAGGCGUCUCCAGUCGGCAUGAUCCAGAGCUGGGCCGACCGCGAGUUGUGACUAAGCUCAGUACACCUCGAUACGUCAGCUGCCAAGUUAUAAAGGGCUCUCCAGUCGACCGUGCGUAAGGAGAGAGAAAAGGGGGCGGCAUCAGUUGUAAAAAACACACUUAAUACCAAUGUCACCGAAAACAUCGAAUCAAGUACCCGAGAUAGAUGGUCACCGCAGUACAGCAAGCCAAUCUGUGAAGGCAUGUGGAGACGAAGUAACAUUUCAUUUCCUUCCAUAACUGAUUAGUCCACGUCUGUAAUUCGGCUUCUUGUUCGCUUCAAAUAUUGA